UGUGUGCGCGCGCAAGGAGGGGGAGGUUCCCGGUCCCCCAAACUCGAGACUGCCCAGCUUCGGUUGAGGAAGAUUUCUCAACUUUUUAAAAAGUUCACCACUAACAUCUCUUCAGACCUGGGCCAUAAUGGCAUUGUCAGUUAUUUGGAGACGUUCUGCUAUUAGCAAAAAACCGUAAGCUUCCCUGCUCCAUUUUUCUGCAUUGAAAGAAAGGAAGAUAAAACACAGGAAGUCAUAAAAAAUGGGAGGGUGUGUGAGACGUAACCAAUAACUUGAGAUUUUUAAGGCGGUCAGCGGUGGAUAAACUAUUCAAAGUAACGCUAUUAGCAGAUUAAAAACAUUUGCUUGACUGCAGGCUCACACUGUCCUCCACGUCUCUAAGAGAAGAAAAAGAAGGGAAAAGAGAUUUGGAAAAUUUUGUAGUUAGGGCAUAAUAACGGAAAACUCCUCAGCUGUGGUUUCUGGGCUGGGGAUUGUUUGUUUUGUUGUAACGUAGAAGUACAGUGGUCAGGAGCCGUCCAUACUGUUUCAAAGAGCAGGAUUUACAGGGAAUGCAGUUUAAUGGAGAGUUUGGGGAAACAAAUAAUCCAGGGGUUAGGGACCCUUCAGAUCAGCUCUUCUUGGCAUUGGCGUUCAAGGACCACGUUGCUGGCCGUGUUUGUUGAAAACAAAAGAAAACAUGGAGAAUAGCAUGAGCCUUCACGUAAAUGGGUCCAGUCAUGCCUGCCAGUAAGAAGCCCGAGAGCUCAGGAAUCAGCGUGUCCAGUGGACUGAGUCACUGUUACCCAGGCAGCGGUUUCUCCAAGGCCCUCCAGGAAGAUGAUGACCUCGACUUCCCUCUGCCUGACAUAAGAUUAGAAGAGGGGACCAUGGAAGAUGAAGAGCUGACCAACCUGAACUGGCUGCAUGAGAGCAAGAACUUAUUGAAGAGCUUUGGGGAGUCGGUCCUCAGGAGUGUCAGUCCCGUCCAGGACCUGGAUGAUGACACUCCGCCAUCCCCUGCCCACUCGGACAUGCCCUAUGAUGCCAGGCAGAACCCCAACUGCAAGCCCCCUUAUUCCUUUAGCUGCCUCAUAUUUAUGGCCAUCGAGGACUCCCCGACCAAGCGCCUGCCAGUGAAGGAUAUCUACAACUGGAUCUUGGAACAUUUUCCGUAUUUUGCUAAUGCACCUACUGGGUGGAAAAACUCAGUGAGACAUAAUUUGUCAUUGAAUAAGUGUUUCAAGAAAGUGGACAAAGAGAGGAGUCAGAGUAUUGGGAAAGGGUCAUUGUGGUGCAUAGACCCAGAGUAUAGACAAAAUCUAAUUCAGGCUUUGAAAAAGACACCUUACCACCCGCCUCCCACCCCUCAGGCUUAUCAAAGCACAUCAGGUCCACCCAUCUGGCCAGGCAGUACCUUCUUCAAGAGAAACGGAGCCCUUCUGCAAGAUCCUGACAUUGAUGCUGCCAGUGCCAUGAUGCUUUUGAAUUCUCCCCCUGAGAUACAAGCAGGUUUUUCUCCAGGAGUGAUUCAAAAUGGAGCAAGGGUUCUAAGCCGAGGGCUGUUUCCUGGCGUCCGCCCAUUGCCGAUCACUCCCAUUGGGAUGACGGCGGCCAUAAGGAAUAGCAUCAGCAGUUGCCGGAUGCGGACUGAGAGUGAGCCGCCGUGUGGCUCCCCAGUGGUCAGUGGUGACCCCAAGGAGGAUCAUAACUACAGUAGUGCCAAGUCCUCCAAUGCUCGAAGCACCUCUCCCGCCAGCGACUCCAUCUCUUCCUCCUCCUCCUCCUCAGCUGACGACCACUACGAGUUUGCCACCAAGGGGAGCCAGGAGGGCAGUGAGGGAAGCUUCCAGAGCCAUGAGAGCCACAGUGAGACCGAGGAGGAUGACAGGAAACCCAGCCAGAAGGAGGCCAAGGAUGCCCUGGGGGACAGCGGAUACGCAUCCCAGCACAAGAAGCGACAGCACUUCGCCAAGGCAAGGAAGGUCCCCAGCGACACACUGCCCCUCAAAAAGAGACGCACAGAAAAACCCCCUGAGAGCGACGAUGAGGAGAUGAAAGAGGCGGCCGGUUCGCUCCUGCACUUGGCAGGGAUUCGGUCCUGUUUGAACAACAUCACCAAUCGGACGGCCAAGGGGCAGAAAGAACAAAAGGAAACCACAAAAAACUGAAACAAGUCUCUGAUUUGUUUUGAACUUACGGCCAUUUGGUUUCAGCAUGUCAGGAGAUUUCUAAUGAUUUGUGGCAAUAUCAGCAAUUUUUUCCUUUUCUCUUUUUCCUUUUGUUGGUUUGGUUUUCUUUUCUUUUCUUUCUUUUUACUUUUUUUUUUAAUUUGCCCCCCACUCCUUUGGUUUUGGACCCUUAAGAAUUUUAUGUUUAAAGGAGAUUGAAGCCAUAGAACUCAUAUUGACACUCAGCCGUUUUACAAAAGCUUUUCUUUAUCUGAAGACAAAAGCCGAAAGGAAAAAAAAAAAAGCCAAAAUUAACCAUUGCUUCCUGCAGCCUGUCAGAAACCUGUGGCUGAACCCACAGGGAUGUCAACAUUAAUGUCACAGGAACGAACAUUCCUGUGCCACCUAAGAGGCACGCAUGCAGAAUUACCAUGCUCAGGCCAACCGUUAGGUUUAAAAAGUCAGUGUGUUCAGAGUGAUGAAACUGGGGAGCAAGUGCAGAGACUGAAGAGCCCCGUGUGCCCCUCGGAACAGUGUCCCCUAAGGGUAACACCAUGCUCUGGCACUGGCAUCCCACUGUGCCAGAAACGCCAAUGGCAUUGCCAUAUAGCGAGUCCAGGGCUCUGCUGCCAGUCGUCUGUACUUCUUAAACCUGAACCUGGAGGAGAGACAGGGAGAAUUCUUAGAGCCAUUGCUAACCACUGAAUUCUGCUCUAUGUUAAAUUAAGAAGACUUUCCAAAAGCCAUAAGCCUGAAGGUUGGCCUGCGCACACGCACACCCGCGUGCGUGCAUGCACACAUGCGCACACCCACACACGAGACUUAAAGCUGAUACAGAAAACAGGCUGUGUCCUUUUAACUCAAGCCCAAGACAUGACAGUAGCUGUUAAGAAAGGAAAAAUGGUACAGAUUCUUUCCCAUCUAAACAAUCUGAUCCAAGUUUGGGGGAGGGGGGUGCUACAGAAACUGCCAUUAGUAUUGUGGUGUCUUUUUAAGAGGUUAAAGGCACAUUGAUGGACAUGAAAAGCAAAAACAUGGUAAACAAUACAACUCCUACACUGCCCUCAAAAAGGGCUUGCAAUUAAUGUCAGGACUCAUUUUUUUUGCAAAAAAAAAAAAAAAAAAUCAGUGAUUUUUCACAUUCAGCCAGUGUAGCCAGCAGAAAUUUCUGAUCCACGAUGCAUGGAUUCCUUUGAAGAGAAAAGAAAAAGAAAAAAAGAAAAAGAGAAAAAAAAAACACAAAAACAAACUUUUUUUAUUCAAAAAUAACAAAGUUCUUGUAAGGUAAAUACUGUAUUUAGCAUGAAGCAUGAAUUAUUUUCAUAUAAAUAUAGAAAUAGAGAGAAGGCUAUGCCUCUAAUUUUUAAGCCCUUAGGCUUAGAGGUUCUUUUGUUCUUUUUUUCCUUUUUUUUUUUUCUUUUUCUUUUCCUUUUUUUUCUUUCCUUUUUUGUUGUUGUUACUUUGUUUUGGUUUUUUGAAGCAGGUGUUUAAGGUUUAAUCUUCAGGGACAAACUCUGACUGUUGGGGAACUUACUCUGCAAUAUAAAUUAUCUUCAUACUCUGGUAGGGCUUGGAUGGUUGAGCUCUGUACUGCCUUGUCCGCACUCAGCCCCGACCCCCUCUGACUCUCUGCUGAAGAGUGUGUCCUUCCCUUUGUCUGUAUGUGUUUAACGUGACGCAAUAAUUCGAGGGCAAACUUAGUAGUGUGUAUGAUAGAGUCAAGAGAAUGAAGGGACGCUUACUUGAGAAAAAUCAUUUCCGUGAUUUGGUUCUAGGAAAAAGGCAGUGAAUAAUUAUGCAAAUUCGCCAGAAGAAGGGGAAACAUGCUAAUGGGCCUUACUGGGUGAGGGUAAGAGAUAGGGUACAUGGGUAGGAGGAAGUAAGUGAUAAUGGGCUCAGAUGGGCUAGCCCUACAUGCUUUACUGCGCAUGACUGUGUGAUUUCGCAGUGAGAAGGGGACUCUGGCCAUCUCUGCCUUCUUCAGCAGUAACCGCCCUGGGACUAAGACCACCUAGAUAAGUGAGAGCUGAAUAACAACCAGACCAUGUCACACAGGCCAGAAACUCCAGUUACCUUUGCCAAAAAAUUGUUGUUCCUUGAGGUCUAAAGAGGAAUCCCUAAAACAGUAUGGCCUUCCAUCCAAAUGGAGGGAACUUUUGAAAACAAAAACACUACCAUGGCUCAGGGUCAGAUGUUUGGGAGAAGGAGAAAACUGAGGUGACCUUGGACUUUUGAAACGGGACAGGUGUGGGCCUUUAAAGCUAUGUCCCCCUGUCAGAGCCAGGUACCAUGGCAACUGCAUCCCCUGGAAGAAAAGGCAGGUUAUCUGGUGCAUUCCCCUACCUAACCUGAAGGCAGCUUCAGAAAGAAUGGGGGGGGUUCCCAUUUCAGGGCAGGCUAGAUUUACCCCCACCUGUCCCUGAGCCUGGGCUCUCUCAACUUGGGGGUUCAGGGUUAGAUGAGAGCACAGGUGUGUUUUUCCAGUGCUCUGAUCCCUCCUUCUCCACAAACCUCUGACACCCUACAAGCCAUCCACAGCUCUGGAACCUGAGCCACACUUUGAUUUCUGUUGUCACCUAACCAAGUCCAAAAGACCACCCUCCCCACCCCAAGAUGGUGAGACUCAGACCUCUACUGAAGGCGAAGGUAAGCACUCAGCACUGUUUCUGGCAGGGGACUUCUUCCGAUGAAAACCCCACGCGGGCUGUCUCCCCUCGUUUCAUUUUUCCGAAGGGGCAGAGGCCUCUUUCAGAGAUAACAAGAUGCAGUGUGUGUGUGAUUUACUUUUCUGAUCUCUCAGAGAUCUAGAAAACUAUCUUAUACAAGUGUGUUCUGAACCCCAGAACCACUCUUUUUGCAUAAAUACCUCAUCGGGCAGCUUUCUAAGUGUUAUUUUCCUGAGCCUCCCUUGGCGCCUUUGUUGGAAUUUUCUGGAAGACUUGUUGGGGAAACUUUAGUAAGGGUACCUUUUUCUAUUUUCCUUCUGUUUUGGAGGCAUACACAUUAUGCAUAACCAAAACAAUGGCUCAAUUGUGUUUAACUCUGUAUUUUGACUGUUGAGGCGAAAACAAAGUUAUCAAUGUGUAUGUGGACGUUUGUAGCAAAGUCUGCCGAAUGAGGCUGUCCGUGUCCUUAACAAGCCAAGGGGCAGGAGGCACCCUCUCUUUCCCCUCCCCCAAGAGCAGUAGAGAAUUUAAGCACAAGCCUAUUUGUGAAAGAAUAUUUUGCUUAAGUGUAAUUCACUUUAGUCUUGGACUUUCUUCCCAAACGUCAGGUGUUCUUUUAGCUUUCAAACUAGCCUGUGUAUCCAUUAGUCUGACAGAUCGCCUGAGCAUCGUUAAAGGGGUGUGGUGUUCUUUCUUUGUGGUUCAUGUGUCAUUCCAGGAUCUCAUGUACUCACAUGGGGCAGGGGGGAGGGGAAACGGGGAACUAUAGCAAUAUUUACAGAUGCUUUGGAAACAGCAGUGACCACAUCAGCACCGUUGACAUUACAACCACUGGCUGUUGGCCCUCGGACACAUUGAAGAGAAGAGACAGUGGUUUUCUUUUCUUAGGUGAAACACACAUCAAUAUUUUAUCCUACCCUUGGUCGUCUUUCUCCUUUCUCCAGUACUUUUUGUGGAAAGGGUUCACAUCAUGGGUUUAUCUUUCUAACGUAUCACAAGCUCCUACUUCCCUCCCCCUCUCCAGUCAGUAUAUUUUUCAAGAGUUCUUUUGGUAAAGCUGGCUCUCUGAAACUAGAGCUGAGCCAAACCCACCUAUGUAAGGAAACGGUGGUGAGGACAACAGAAGCAGGUGUCCAUCUUUGGCUGGGUCUUUAAGGAGGAAUGGGUUGAUACCCUUUCCCAAGAAUGGAUUUUUCUUGGAGAGUCAUUCAGCAUGUCUAGUGCUUUCUGUUCAUUGCGGUUCCUACCAUGGAACAGUCUAGAGUACUGCAUUCAAUGGUACCCAGGCAAGAGAGAACGGCUUUGGUGCCCAGCCUAAGAGUCCAACACAGCAGGCUCAUACUCAGUGACCCAAGCCACCAUUUUGGGUUUCAGUAGUGCUACUCUGGGACCUUCAGCCUCUUGAGGUGGGGAGGCUAUGACAUGCCAGAGUUAGGGACAAGUGACUUGCGUGGGAUGUUUUCCCGCAUAUGGGAUUAGACUAAAUGAUUUCCCUUCCCCUUUCAAACCUUAUUCAGGUCGGGACUCAUUUCUUUCUGGUGGAUCACAGCUGCCCAGAUGUUGCAAUUGAUUUCUUUGUUUCUCUAGAGAAGUCCUUUUCUUUCAUCUUCAGAAGUUUUUUUUUUGUUCCUUACUACUUUUUUGCCACCGAAAGAAAACAUUGGAACCUAUGUCCCCUCUUGAUUGUGACUUGCCAGUGUUGACAGUUCAGUCCUUCGUGUUGUAGGUCCCAGCCCACCAGUACUAUAUCACUGUAGGCACAUGAUGCAGCACUGUGAUCUAAUUUAAAUAAUACUUUUUUAUUAUUUAUACUACUAUAUAUAAUAUACAUCAACACUUUUGCUAUAUAACCUACGUGGUAAACCCUUUUUAGUUACCUGUCAGACUAGACUUUGGUUUCUAUUGCAGUUAACACAGUUACAGAAUUGUAAUGGUGUCUUCUUUUUAUUUUUUUUCUUUGUAAUGGAAUGUGUAAAUCAAAGUAUAUACAUUGUGUGGUGUUCCUGUUUCUUGGGAUGUCAUGAGGAGUUACACACGGCAUUCAGUGUUCUGUAUAGACCUGCCCACCUUCGUGAAUUCAUCUGUUAACCCCUCUUCGUUUGAGAGCGCGCCAGCCAUGGUGGCUAACUCCCAGCGUCCUCUCUCCUGCUGGCUAUUCUUGAAUUAAGCACAGACUUGUCCACUCGGUUGCUUUAUCAUGAAAAAUGGGUGUGACUUGGUCACUCUUCCACCCUUCAGCAAACAAGUGCUAGCUUCACUGACCAAAAAUUAAGGAAGGAAAACACAAUUGAAAAAAAAAAAAAAAAAGAUCCACCUGUUCAUGGCCGAAAUGGAUAUGUCUAUGGUGCUGCCUCGUGCUGUCGAGCUUCUGGAAUCAGACCGCUGUGGAACGAUCAUUUCUGAUUUGCUGUGGGAUGCUCACAAGUACCCUUCCUAUCUCAUUAGUAUUGAAAUCAAGACUCUUUUAUUUGAGAUCUCUACAGCAGUGUUUCUCCACUGUGUUUCAUUUGCAAAAGCAGAGAACAUGGCUUCUCCACCCUUUUGCAAAUAAUCGAUAUUCCAUAUUGGAUUCUCAAAAGACUUCGAUAUGGUGAUCCUGUCAAACCUAGAAAUUGUAUUUUAUCUUUUCAUACCUGGUUUCCCCCACUUCCCCUGUUUUAGAGGAAACAGCACACUUUCUGUUGUGGAUGCAUUCACCAUUUCUUGAGUAUGUGUGUUAAAGCCAUCCAAGGCCGUAGCUGGCUCAGCCAGUCCCGCUCCAUUAUUCCCACUGCCUGUACUGCCAUGGUGAACAUGGGCGUGGAAAAAGUUCUAUCUGUGUGUGUCUGGGAAACAGCUACAUGGACUUUUUUUUAACACUCUGAUCCUGUAACAUUUCUGAGUUUUGUUUUAAUUUUACAGAAAACAAAACCACAUUGGUAAAGCAGCGAAAAGACCAAGAGGGCUGUGGUUGAAUCUUAGGGUCACCCGACCUUUCCAGGCCAACAGAUCUACAAGGCCAAAUUAAUUUACAAGAGUAAUAAUUUCCUCAGAAGCCAAUUUUUUUUCUGUUUUUCUGUAUGAAGCUGCCAAUAUCAUGAACAGAAGGGGGGAAUCAGAGAGAAAGAAAAUGAUGUUCGGUGGUGCUUGCAUUUGCCCAAAGCAGCGGUGUGGAGAUGGCGCCAUCAGCUGAGCUCGGGGGACUUGGUGUCGCUUGGGAGGGAUCCAUACAGCAUUUUGCGUUCUUCAUGUGUAAUCAUAUUGCCAAAGACAAACUACUUCAUCAUUUAUUGUAAAUAACACUUCCCCAGACCUACCAUAAAGUUUCUGUGAUGUAUUGUCUUCCAGUUGCAAUAAAAAUUACUGAGUUGCAUCAAUUGAA
Cricetulus griseus (Chinese hamster) is the source of this 8177-nucleotide messenger RNA. The record is from RefSeq and is a predicted model, not a curated record. NCBI's taxonomy places the organism in Eukaryota, Metazoa, Chordata, Mammalia, Rodentia, Cricetidae.